This is a messenger RNA of Pteronotus mesoamericanus, 2979 nucleotides long. It is a transcript of the gene CCDC142, whose product is annotated as coiled-coil domain containing 142. The transcript is spliced from 9 exons. NCBI's taxonomy places the organism in Eukaryota, Metazoa, Chordata, Mammalia, Chiroptera, Mormoopidae. The coding region runs from base 12 to 2306 and encodes 764 amino acids. The record is from RefSeq and is a predicted model, not a curated record.
CACGGCGCUCCAUGGACCAGGCGUCCCGCUCAAGUGGCCUCCUGCCUCCGCUCGCUCCCGUGCAGCAACUGUGGGCGCUAGCCGGGGACGCUGGGGAGGAGCAGUGGGAGAGAAGGCCGGCGGGCGCUCUCGGCGGGGACGUUCGUGGCUGGCCCCGGCCGUCGGUUGCCAGGCGCAUCCCUUGCUUGGAUCCACGGCCCGGCGGAGCUCCGGGAGGGCAGCGGUGGUGGGAGGCGUCUCCGGACACGGGAGAGCACCAUGGGCUUGGCGCUGCGGAUCUGAGGCAGAAGCCCGACGCCGGCGGACCGAUCCCUCCCGCGCUGCAGCGUCUCCGUGCCGUGUUGCUGCGGCUGUACCGCGAGCGGGAGCAGCUCCUCCAAGCCCAGGACUGCGCCCGCCACUUACGCGCUGCCGUUCGCCUACUGAGGAUGCUGAGUCCCGGUGCGCCCUCCCCCGGCCCCUUGCCUCAUCUGUGCCGCGACCUGCUGCCGCAGCUUUCCCGAAAGGUAGUCCUGCGAACUGGCCUUCGGGAGACUCCCGAGCCGCUACUCCUGGCGCGCCCCGUCGGACUAGCUGCCCAGAGCCUGGAUGCUGUCAUCGAGAUGCAGCUUCGUGCUCUGGGCCGAGCGCCCUCCAGCCCCAGCCUGUCAUCCCAACUGGCCGACCUGCUGCUGGCGCUUCCCACCUACCAUCAGCUGCAGGGAAAAGCCUUAGGCCACGUCCCAGGGGCAGCACGCCCUUUGUCCCCGGCCCGUGUGCUUUGCCUCCUGGCGGGGGAGCGGGGUUGCCAGGUGGCAGGUUGGCUGAAUGAGGCGCUCAGAGGACUGGACUUGUGGGACCAGCUCCGCAGAUGGUGGUGUGAGGAGCGGGAGCUGCUGCCAGGGCUCCUGAGCCUGAUGGGGGACGUGGCAGAUUCAGCCAGCAGUGGACUGGAAAUUGAAGGAGCUGGAACCCUGUGGAGCCAGUACUGGACCCUGCUAUGGGCAACCUGUGCUCAGAGUCUGGACCUAAACCUAGGACCCUGGAGGGACCCCAGGGCAGCGGCACAGCAGCUGAGUCAGGCAGUGGGUCAGGCAUCCCUGCCUCAGGAGUGUGAGAAGGAGCUGGCUUCUUUGUGUCACAGCCUAUUUCAUCAGUCUCUUAUCCGGAGCUGGGACCAAGUCUUCUGCCAAGCCUUGGGAUCUGCUGGUGAUCAGAGCAGCCUUUCUUCAUCCUGUCAUACCACUGAACUUCUACAACAGCUCUUCCCUCCUCUCCUGGAUGCCCUUCAAGAGCCCAGGUCAGGACUGAUCCUCUGUCAGCCUCCAGGUCCUGUACCACUUGCCCUGGGGCUCUGCACCUUGCAGACAACCUUGCUCUGGUUUGGGGGCAGAGCUCAGCAGCAUCUGGCAGCAUGGGCCCCAGAUUCCUUCCUGCUCCUGAUCCAGAAGGACUUACCUCCUCUAUUGCAUGAGGCAGAAGCUCUGUCUAGCCUGGCCUCAAGGGAAAGCUUGGCCCUGGAGGUGGAGCAGCAGCUGGGCCUGGAAAUCCAGAAGCUGACAAUACAGAUGCAGCUCCUACCUGAAGAGUCACUAAGUCUCUUUUUUCAAGAAUGUCAUAAACAAGCUACACAGGGCUUCGAACUUCACAUGCCACGGGGUCGGUACUGGCGACAUCAUCUUCGUCUUGAACUCCCCAGCAUUCCUAGUGAGUAUGCUCAUUUGGUGGUCCACACUGUACUGGAGCCGGUAUUGCAAGGAUUGCAGGGGUUGCCACCCCCAGCCCAGACCCCUGUCCUUGGCCAGGCAUUGACAGCCAUCCUGGGUGCCUGGCUUGACUACAUCCUCACCCACAGGAUUCGAUUCAGCCUGCAGGGGGCACUGCAGCUCAGACAAGAUUUUGGAGUGGUCCGGGAGUUGCUGGAGGAAGAGCGGUGGGGCCUGUCUCCUGAAAUUCGCCAGACUCUGCUCAUGCUCAACAUCUUCCAACGGCUGGAUGGGGCUCUGCUGUGUCUAUUGCAGCAGCCCCUGCCCAAGACUCAAGUCCACAGAAGGCCUCUCUGUUGCUGUGCAUGUAAUGACGUCCAGACCUCAGAAUUGCCCAGCAGCAACCUCAACAGUCUGGAGAGCUUGGAGCCCCCGCUUCGGCCUGGAGCACCUCCAGCUGAGAUAGCUCAGCUGCUAAGCACGCUGUGGGGUGGGGGACCUAGCCCCCAGGCUUACCUGGUGGGAAAUCAACAGGCCUGGCUUGCCCUGAGGCAGCACCAGCGCCACCCUCGUUGGCACUUGCCUUUUCUUUCCUGCCUGGGGACCAGUUCUGAAUCCUAAAGAGCCUAAGGAGCCUAAUCAGCAGCCAGAAAGUCAGCGUUCUACAUUUCUGGCUGGGAAAGCCCAGACAUUUGUAACUGCAUGUUAAAGAAACGUACAGUUGGAAGCUUGGAAGAAUGCAUACCUAAGAACCACAAACUACACAGAGCCUGGAUUUACAAGCUAAGAAUCCAAGAUUACUCCAAUACCUGGAAUCCAGCAUAAAGGCAAAACCAUAGCCUGGAACCUGGAGGUCAGCCUCUCUGGAGGCUCAGGUCUAAUUCCCCAUUGAUAAAGAUCUCUCAGGGCUAGACGCUGGAAGGAGGGCUCUAGGGUUGCCUCCCAGAGGGAAAGAAAAAGGAAAAAGCACUAGAAAGCAAAGAGCCUAGAUGCCACUUCCCCUAAGUCCCCAGAGCCAGGAUAAACACAAAGUUAACUCAUCAGAAACCAGAGGCGAAGUAGGCAUUUCUGCAGCUGGGUCAGUUCCAAAGGUUGUAUUACCCUGUACUUUCCUCCCCAUUACUACUUUCAGCCAUUGAAGCAUAAUGGGCUUUAGGACCUUGACGUUUAAGCUUUGGUCACUCAGAGUUCAGCAUGUUUAAUCUUAAAUUACCUGAGUGGGGUUUAUCCCCUCCCCUAGUAGGGGCAUAAUCCCUGUGCUGGUAAUGGUAUCUUUCUUGGAGGGGACCAGCAU